Messenger RNA from Corylus avellana, 1982 nucleotides. RefSeq lists its product as uncharacterized. The record is from RefSeq and is a predicted model, not a curated record. NCBI's taxonomy places the organism in Eukaryota, Viridiplantae, Streptophyta, Magnoliopsida, Fagales, Betulaceae.
UUGGAAUUUGAAAAGCUAAGCUGUGAGUUGUGUAUGUGUGUGUGUGUGUUCAAUUUUCCAUUAUCAUCGUCAUCAUCUUCCACACUUCUCAGAGCCUCUCUCUCUCUCUCUCUCUCUCUCUCUCUCUCUGUGUAUCUCUAAUGGGUUCGAGCAAUAGUCGGCUGGGGUCGCGCCCUUCUCGGCCCCGAGUCAACGUCACCAACCGCUCAAAGCUCUUCUCUCUCAUCUGCGGUGGCUCCACUUCUCGCGCUACGCGUCAGAUGGAAGAUUGUCCAGCUGAAUUUCUGGUGAAUUCUGCAGAACAUUCUAAUUCAGUCAUCAAUGAAGUUCAGAACAUCACAGAGGAAACCCCUCUGAGUACCGAUACAGGAAGGUUCUCGUACUCAAAUACCGAAACCAGUGCCUUAUCUGAGAGCACUAUUGUGGCUAGUGAGGAUACUUCAGUUGAAGAUAAUUCAAUAAAUGUUGGAACGAGUAAUCGAGGGAAGUGCUUGUCUGAAAGUAAGGAGCUAGUUCCUCCUCACCAGGUAAGUGCUGAUCAUAGUCAUGAUGAGUCUUAUAGGGAUAGUUGUACUGCAACUAGUUCUUCGUUUAAAGAACAACAAUCUUCAGACCCAGUCUCUGUUAAUGUUUCCACUAACAAGGAUUCAGACAACAAUUCAGUGGACAGGGGAGUACCUUAUAUAUGUCCUGAGGUUCGUCCUAGCAGCUCGUCUCUUCAAGAUCUAGGAGAUUCAAGUUCUGAUGGAGUGUCUGUUGAGAAUCGCAUUGGUGAAGUAACUGCUGUCCAUAACUCUGAUUCUGUUCCUCAUGAUUCCAAUGUAUCAGCAACAUCUCGAUCACUGGGAGAUGAAUCUUUUCAGGAGGCAAUACCUUCUGGUUUAGGAUUCCUUGUUUCUAAUGGGGAACAGGGCUGGGGAGAUGGAGGUGUACUUCAGGUUGAUGUGGUAACCAUCUCUUCCAACAUUAUUUCAAGAAGCAACGCUGAUGAAAGUAAUCGGGAAGUCAGAAGGAACAGUAGAAGACUGUUUUGGGAUGCUUUUUCAAGACGCAGUUCUAGAAGGCACAGUGAUUCUCCGACCAUUCUUUUCUCAACAGACGAUUCUGAGAAUUUAGGAUCUCAUGAUAGAUGGCUCCUUGAUCUGAGUGGUGAUCUUUUUGAUGAUGGUGUUGGAGGUGACCGUGGAUAUCUGGGCAAUAGAAUUCAUAGCUUGAAUGAACGCCGACGGAAUUCGAGAUCCGAGAUCUGGGAAAGACUUCGUGGCAGCCUUGAUGACAGUGGUAGACGAAAUACCACUUGUCCAUCAGGUCUCCACCCUGAUGGUACAUGCUCGUGUGAGUCAGUCUUGACAAAUGAAGAAUCUAGUACUCGUGCAAGUAUAUCGCGCAUAGUUAUGCUUGCUGAAGCUUUAUUCGAGGUUUUGGAUGAAAUUCAUCGCCAACCUGUGUCACUUUCCCUAUCUAUGGUCUCUCUCCCAGCCCCUGAAUCAGUUGUUGACUCUUUCCCUCUCAAGAGUCACAAAAAGGUCAACACCUCUGAGAGCAGUGAUGUAGAACAGUGUUACAUUUGCCUGGCUGAGUAUGAGGAAGGGGACAAAAUUCGAGUUCUUCCCUGUCACCAUGAGUAUCAUAUGUCAUGUGUUGAUAAGUGGCUAAAAGAGAUACACGGUGUAUGUCCACUUUGUCGAGGAGAUGUUCGCGAGGGUUUCACCGAGUCUUCUGUUUCUAGCUCGGAGAUCCCUUCUCUCUGAUGUAAUUGUACAUAUAAAUGAGUCUCAUUACUGUACGGAAAGUCCCUUCACAAUUUGGCCAUUAAGAAAAUUGUUGGGUAGCAAAUUCUUGGACUUGAAAAUGCUCCAACAAAAUGUAUGAAGUAUUUAUUAUGUUGGCCUUUUAAGAGUAUAAUCUCCGAAAGUUCGGACAACGAAUUUGAGGUGAUUCCAAUCUCGAUCCCUCGGAACUUAGAUUAUCACACUUCCAAC